AUGAAGGAGAACCAACUAUUAGUUUUCACAUUAUCCGCAGUUGGAACUGGAUUCUGUGUUGGUAUUUUUCUCAGACAAUUUGAUUUAUCAGAUGGAGUUAGAAAUCUCGUAGGGUUCCCAGGAGAAAUAUUUAUGCAAGUCCUGAAAUUAAUGGUUCUACCACUAAUCUUCUCAUCAUUGAUUUCAUCUCUCGGCCAAAUGGAUGCUUCGAAAUCGGGUAAAAUGAGUCUGAUUGCGGUCUCAUACUAUCUGACUACUGUAAUUAUCGCCUGCUUCAUUGCCAUGAUCAUCGCUUUUCUAUUCCAUCCGGGAAAUCCUGAAUUGAAAAAACAAAACGACACAAUAGUACGAGACGAGAGUCAUCUUUCUGCAUUGGAUUCUCUUCUGGACUUAGUCAGAAACAUGUUUCCACAGAAUAUUGUAGAAGCAACUAUGUAUAGAUCUCAGACUGCAUUUGUCGUUGUUCGAAAGAAAAUUAUUAAAAAUGGUACUAUUGCUGAACCAGUUUUAUUGAGGAAAACCAUCAAACUGACUCAAGGAACCAAUAUUCUCGGACUAAUUGUAUUUUGCACUGGCUUUGGAAUAAUCAUUUCCAAACUAGGUGGGAAAGUGAAAGUGAUCGUUGAAUUCUUUAUCGUUCUCGAUAAAGUUGUCAUGAAGUUCAUUUCGGUUCUUAUGUGGUUUUCUCCAUUCGGAAUUAUCAGUCUGAUUGCUGCGAGUAUUCUGGAUAUUGAUGAUGUCUAUGUCAUGAUUACUACUAUGUUGUUAUAUUUAUUCACUGUCAUGACUUGCCUGUUCUUACAUUGUGUAGUGGCUAUCCCUGUUCUCUACUUUUUCAUCACCAAGAAAAAUCCGAUAUAUGUUGCUAAAGGAAUGAUUCAACCAUUUGUUACAGCAAUUGGUACUGCAUCAAGUGGAGCCUCGUUACCGCAAGCGAUCAGCAGUGUAGAAGAAAAUUUGCACAUUGACUCCAGAAUUGCUGGAUUCAUAAUGCCACUUGGAAAUACUAUCAAUAUGGAUGGAAAUGCUCUUUAUGAAGCAGUUGCUGUCAUUUUUAUUGCUCAAAUCAACAAUAUUCAUCUAUCAUUUGCACAAGUUAUCACUAUUUGCGUCACAGCAACAUUUGCCUCAAUUGGUCUAAAUGCAGUUCCCGCUGGGCUCGUAUCAAUGUUUGUCAUUUUGUCGACUGUCAAUCUUCCAGUUUCCGAUAUUUCUCUUCUAUUUACAGUUGAUUGGUUUAUUGACCGAGUCCGAACAGCACUCAAUGUUCUGGGAGAUGCCUACUGUGCUUGUGUAGUCCAACACUUCAUGGCGAGUGACCUUGCUCGUGAGAAAAACGAAAAACUUUUGGAUGAUCUCAAGCUAGAGGAAGGAAUAUCAGAAGACGCCAAUCGACCUGAUCAAUUGGAAGGAAAACGAAUGGUGAAAAGGGUCUCAUUCGUUGACUACCAUCAUAUUCCAUCUCCAUCAGUCCCACAAGUAUUCAAUUCUACGAAAACUUACUCUUUGAAAUCAGCAAUUAUUGGUCCCUUGAGAGCUCAUGUUGCUCUUCAGACACGUUUAUCUCAUUUAUCGGAAGAAUAA
Molecule: messenger RNA, 1584 nt
Organism: Caenorhabditis remanei
Lineage: Eukaryota; Metazoa; Nematoda; Chromadorea; Rhabditida; Rhabditidae
Exons: 10
Coding region: 1-1584 (527 amino acids)
Biological process (GO): L-glutamate transmembrane transport
Cellular component (GO): plasma membrane
Molecular function (GO): L-glutamate transmembrane transporter activity; glutamate:sodium symporter activity; neutral L-amino acid transmembrane transporter activity
Source: RefSeq, a predicted model, not a curated record